AUGACUAUUGACUACACUUGGUGGAAAGACGCCACUAUUUAUCAAGUUUAUCCUGCUACCUUUGCCAAAGGGUUAAAAGGAAGAUACACUGGAGGUGACAAAACAUUUGAUGGUGCUUGUGGUGACAUUCCUGGUAUUAUUGCCAAAUUAGACUACUUGAAAGACUUUGUUGAUGUGAUUUGGCUCAGUCCCCAAUACGACUCACCACAAGACGAUAUGGGGUAUGAUAUCAGCGACUACCAAAACAUCUACCACAGGUACGGUACUAUGGAAGAUAUGCAAAAGUUGAUUGACGGCUGUCACGAGCGUGGUAUCAAAAUUAUCGCUGACUUGGUGAUCAACCACACUUCUUCCGAGCACAAGUGGUUUAAAGAGUCCAGAUCGUCAUUAGACAACCCCAAGAGAGACUGGUACAUCUGGAAGAAACCAAGAUACGACGACAAGGGAAACAGAUUGCCACCAAACAACUGGAUGUCUUACUUUUCGGGUUCUGCUUGGGAAUACGAUGAAACUACCGAUGAGUACUACUUGAGAUUGUUUGCCAACACUCAGCCAGACUUGAACUGGGAAAAUGAAGAAACCAGAAACGCUAUUUAUGACACUGCUUUAAAGUUUUGGUUUGACCGUGGUAUUGAUGGGUUUAGAAUUGAUACUGCUUGCUUGUAUUCAAAAGAUCAAAGGUUCCUUGAUGCUCCGGUUGUAUACAAGGACCAAUAUUAUCAACCAAGUGAUAAAUACACUUCAAGCGCUCCUAGAAUCCACGAGUUCCACAAGGAAAUGUUCAAGAAGGUCACCUCUCACUAUGAUGCGAUGACCGUUGGUGAGGUUGGUCAUUGCUCCAGGGAGCAGGCUUUGAAAUAUGUUAGUGCUUCAGAGAAGGAAAUGAAUAUGAUCUUUUUAUUUGACACUGUUGAUGUUGGAUCCGAUAAAAAUGACAGAUUCAGGUACUAUGGCUUUGACUUGAAGGAUUUCAAAAAGGCAGUUCAAGACCAAUGUGACUUUAUUGAGGGAACAGAUGCAUGGUCUACCGUUUUUAUCGAAAACCACGAUCAGCCAAGAAGUGUCACUAGAUUUGGUGACAAGAAGUAUCACGACAAAAGUGGUAAAUUGUUGGCUCUUUUGCAAACCACUUUGACUGGUACUUUGUUCAUCUACCAAGGCCAGGAGAUUGGUAUGACCAACUUGCCAAGAGAAUGGCCGAUCGAGGAGUACAAGGAUAUCAACACAAUCAACUAUUACAAUGUCUUUAAGGAGAAGUACGGAUCAGAUCCAGAUUUCCCAGAAAAGGAAAAGAAGCUUAUGGAUGCCAUCAACUUGUUAGCUAGAGACCACGCUAGAUCACCCAUGCAAUGGGAUGAUUCCGAAUUUGCUGGCUUCUCCGAAUAUGAACCCUGGACAAGAGUUAAUCCAAACUACAAGGAUAUCAAUGUUGCUAGUCAAAUCGAGGAUCCAAACUCGCUCUUGAACUUUUGGAAGAAGUCAUUAAAGUUGAGAAAGGAGCACAAGGAUCUCUUAAUUUACGGAUCGUUCAAGAUUUUGGAAUUUGAUAACGAGCAGGUGUUUACUUAUGUCAAGAGUUUGCCAAACUCAGACUACCCAAAGGCUUAUGUUGUCCUCAACUUUUCUAAAGAUUCGGCCAAGUUUAGCAAGUCGAUUGAUGGCGACUUCAAGUUGAUCAGCACCAAUGUCGACAAAGCUGAUCUUGUUGAGGAUUCAUUGUCUCCUUACGAAGGACGUGUUUACAUUAUAGAUGAAUUCCUAUUCGAUGUUAAAUAUGUUAAUAGUUAA
Messenger RNA from Lodderomyces margitis, 1788 nucleotides. RefSeq names its product alpha-glucosidase. NCBI's taxonomy places the organism in Eukaryota, Fungi, Ascomycota, Pichiomycetes, Serinales, Debaryomycetaceae. Bases 1 to 1788 code for a protein of 595 amino acids. The record is from RefSeq and is a predicted model, not a curated record. Gene Ontology annotation, molecular function: alpha-amylase activity. Gene Ontology annotation, biological process: oligosaccharide catabolic process. The transcript has a single exon.